Molecule: messenger RNA, 3189 nt
Organism: Drosophila nasuta
Lineage: Eukaryota; Metazoa; Arthropoda; Insecta; Diptera; Drosophilidae
Gene: Hk
Product: potassium voltage-gated channel subfamily A regulatory beta subunit hyperkinetic
Exons: 13
Coding region: 1026-3188 (720 amino acids)
Biological process (GO): regulation of potassium ion transmembrane transport; potassium ion transport
Cellular component (GO): voltage-gated potassium channel complex; cytoplasm
Molecular function (GO): voltage-gated potassium channel activity; transmembrane transporter binding; potassium channel regulator activity
Source: RefSeq, a predicted model, not a curated record
AGUCCGCGAUAAACGGCUAACGGCAAACGGCUGCUGGCUCGCUGCCUUUGCUGCCCGUUGUGUUUGCUGCCUCUCCGUCAGCAGUGUCUCGUCAAAGCGAGAAAAGUGAAAACUGAACAAAAAGAACAAAAGUUGGAACAAAAAAUAACAAAUAAGAUAAAAAAAAAACAAAUACACGCUUUUAGCCCAUUUGCAAGCCCAUCUUUGGGCCACUUCAAACUGGCACAUCAAUUUUGGUUUUCCUAUCCGCCACCUGGCGCUGGCGGCGGUUCCUCAACUCAGCUAAUGUUCUAAUCGACAUCGUACAUACAUGCAUAUAUAUCUAUAUAGUAUAUAGUUUCUUAAUCUCAGACUGGAUCAAGAUCGUAUCAAAAUCUUUAUAUAUAUAUAAAUGUAUGUGCAUCAUUGAACAUGAUUCGUAGCCAGAGAAACGCACACACAUGCCCAUAGCACACACACACACACAAAGUGACACUCACACACACGCACACACACCAACACACACACAGAGACAAAGAUAUAUAGUUAGACGCUGCUGCAAGAGGAAUUUGUAGAUUGAGUGUGUUUGCUCGACCUCGAGGCAAGCACACAUUGCACAUCACAUGCCGCAGGGGCCAUUUAUUCGACAUUUUGUUGUGCCCCCCCUCCCUACUCCACCACACACACACACAACCACAUUGACACCAAUCCACUCACACACACACACAGACUCACACGCUGCUAAUUUCGCCGUUAAACGCCGUCGCCGCUGUUGAGAAAGCAAUGUAAACAAAACAAAGCAAAGCAAAAAAACAAACGCAAAAAUGCAAAGCAGCAGCGGAAGCAUAAAUAAAUAAUAAAAGCAAAAUAAAAGAAAAAAACGCAAAAGAAAAAACCCUCAAGAAACCGACAAAACAAAAGAAAACCGAGUAAGGAAAAGCAAAAAGCAAAAAGGAAAAAAAAAACAGAAUAAGAAAAAGUAAAAGAAAAGUUUCGUCUGCUUGGCCACACGCAACACACGCACUUCAAAGGUUGCAAAAAUGUAAAUGCUCAAAAAUCUCAUACAAUCGACACACCCACAACAACAACAACAACAACUACAAGUAUUGCCAACUACAUCAACAACAACAACAACAUCUCCUACUAUAACAACAACAACAACAACAACAACAAUAUCAUCAACAACAAAACCAACUGACACAUCUAGAGACAGCAAAACAUCGCAAACCGACGAGGAAAAGCAACGCGAUCGACAGCGCAACGAGCGUGAGGCCAAAAAGGAAGAACAGGACGCCAUCAAUUACAAGCGCGACAAGGAGCAACGAGAGGCGCGUUUGCUGGACUUUGAGAUACGGCGCCAGCAAAAGCGCGAGGAGCAGAAUCAACAGCGUCAGCAGCAGCAGCAAUUGCAUCAGCAUCACCAACAGCAACAGCAGCAGCAACAGCAGCAGCAACAGCAGCAGCAACAACAGCAGCAGCAACAGCAGCAACAACAGCAGCAGGAGAAAAGUCCACCGACAACUUCGCAGCAGCAUCAGCAACGCCAGCAGCUGCAGUUGCAACAGAGUGUGGCAGGACUGCAUCACCAACAACAACAACAACAGCAGCAGCAGCGAGUUCACACACCGGACACACCGAAGUUGCAAACGCCGCCGGAUCGUUCGUUGCCUCCAGCGUUUCGGAGUCGCUCGAUCGAGCGGGAAAUCCAUUACGAACGCAAGCGUUUCUCCGUUCAGGAAUCCGCCGAAUUCAAGGAGGCCUUAAGCACCACACCAUCGCCAUCGCAAACGCAAACGCAGACGCAAACGCAAACGCAGACGGGAAACUUUAACGGCACGCCGCCAUCAUCGUCAGCGGCAGCUGGUUACACGGCGACAUUGGCGGGACCCCCGGCAACAGCGGCAGCUGCGACAGCUGCUAUAAUACCCAUUUUACCGUUAGGCGUUGCGACGCUGCGCGAUGAUUCUACGGAGUCCGAGCAGUCCGUGACAUGUGCCCAGACCCAGUCGGAUGCCUACCAUCGCAUCAUGUGCCGGGCUCCGAUAGCGUCACUCGACUGCAUGGAGGAGUUCAGUGGUACGGGCGGUCAUCUUGAUUUCGGCCGCUCGAUAAGCCUCGGCUCCAAUCCGGCGCUGCCGCUGCGGCACGGCUCGACACCGACACCGGGACUGAGGUACAAGAAUCUCGGCAAGAGCGGUCUGCGCAUAUCGAAUGUGGGCCUCGGCACCUGGCCGGUUUUCUCGCCGGGCGUUAGCGAUGAUCAGGCCGAGGCCAUACUCAAGCUGGCCAUCGAUAGCGGCAUCAAUCUCUUUGACAUCUCUGAGGCGCAUUCCGAGACGGAGAUUGGCAAAAUACUGCAGCGCACCGGAUGGAAGCGCACCACCUAUGUGAUCACCACGAAGGUUUACUGGAGCACCAAAUCAGAGGAGCGCGGUCUUUCACGCAAACACAUCAUCGAGUGCGUGCGAGCUAGUUUGCAGCGUCUGCAGUUGAACUACAUCGAUAUUGUGAUCAUCCAUAAGGCGGAUCCCAUGUGUCCCAUGGAAGAAGUGGUGCGCGCCAUGAGCUACGUUAUCCAACAGGGCUGGGCCAUGUACUGGGGGACUGCGAGAUGGUCGCAGGUUGAGAUCAUGGAGGCGUACACCAAUUGUAGGCAGUUCAACUGCAUUACACCGAUCGUGGAGCAGUCGGAGUAUCACAUGUUCUGCCGCGAGAAGUGCGAGCUGUAUUUGCCGGAGAUGUACAACAAGAUUGGCGUUGGAUUGAUGGCCUGGGGACCACUCUCGAUGGCCCUGAGCGAUACACAGAAUGGGGACAAGCUCUUUCUGCCCAAAGGAUCGUUCAAAACGAAGAGCUUCUCCUGGACCGAGGACGAGAUCAAUCGCAAUGCUGCUUUGUCGCCGCAGGGCAGCUGGGGCAAGGAUCGGAUUGAGGAGGGACGACGGCAUUGUGAUCGCUUGCGUGAUCUGGCUGCGCUGGCCGAGAAGCUUGGCUGCAGCCCCACACAGCUGAGCAUUGCCUGGUCGCUGAAGCAUGAGCCCGUUCAGUGCCUUCUGCUGGGCGCCACAUCGGCGGAGCAACUGCAUCAGAGUCUACAAUCGCUGCAGCUUUUGCCGCGACUAUCGUCGAGCGUGAUGCUGGAGCUGGAGCGGAUCUUAGAGAAUAAACCAGUGCGUCCGCCAAUGAUAUCGACGCUGGCGCUUCGGUGAC